Suillus subaureus is the source of this 1044-nucleotide messenger RNA. RefSeq lists its product as uncharacterized. Gene Ontology annotation, molecular function: ATP binding. Bases 1 to 1044 code for a protein of 347 amino acids. The record is from RefSeq and is a predicted model, not a curated record. The transcript has 8 exons. NCBI's taxonomy places the organism in Eukaryota, Fungi, Basidiomycota, Agaricomycetes, Boletales, Suillaceae.
AUGGCCGCAAGGCAAUUUGCAAAGCACAAUGGCACAACUUCGACGUCUAUACACAACGACUCUGUGCCAGGCAGCAUGUCUCGCUCUGCACUCACCAGCAUUUCUGACGCUAACAGAACGGAUGACUUGACAUCCAUGGCCAAGCUCCAGAUCGCCACCAAUAGGGAUAUUAAAAUCGAUUCCUAUACGUUAUCAUUCCAUGGUCGUCUGCUCAUCAUCGAGGGUGCAGAAACCUCCAUCAACUACGGACAGCGCUAUGGUCUAUUGGGUGAGAAUGAGUCUGGAAAGAUUGACAUCUACCUCCUCCGUGGUGAGACAGAACCGUCCGAUGUCAACGCCGUUGACUUCAUCGUGGCCUCCGCUCGCGAAAAGGUCGCUAAACUCGAAAAGCGCAUCGAAGAUCUCAGCAUCGCAGAUGAUCCACAUCUGCUCCUCCUUGUUGAGCCGACGAACCAUUUGGAUCUCGGCGCUGUCGUUUGGCUUGAAGAAUAUUUAUCAACAUACAACGACGUUCUCGUUAUCACCUCGCAUCCGCAAGGUUUCAUCAUCUCGGUCUGUGCUAACGUCAUGGAUUUGACGACGAAGAACAAGCUCGUCUACUACGCUGGUAACCACACUACCUGUGAGGAAGAAACAACCCACAUCAAAAGUACAUUCAUCGCUUCCGCUGGUACAUAUGCCAACCUCGUCAAGCAGGCCAAGUCGAAACAAAACAUCACCGACAAGAUGGAGGCGGCGGGACUCGUCGAAAAAGUCGAGACACCUCGACCGCUGCGCUUCCACUUCGAGGGUAUUCGCAAACUCCCUCCUAUCAUUGCAUUCGACGAAGUCGCCUUCUCAUACUCGGGCAAUCCUGAAGAUUACUUUAUGGACUCUUGUGUAGCCAUCCUCGGUGCAAACGGCACUACUUCCAAGCAUACUGCGCUCAAACUCGCCAAGUACAGCCAACACAGCGCGGACCAGAUAUCACACGACAAGAGUCCGAUUGAGUCCCUCCUCUUGCUUUUCCACGAGAAGCACCCUGAGAAGGACGUUGUGGCAUGA